AUCAUCGCGGUUCCCCGAGGAUCCUCCAUUUUCACGAACAAUCGAGUGCGUCGGUCUCGUUGGCGAAGAUGACUCGCACGACCCUGUAACCCAGACAACCGGUCCCCUUCGAAGAUUCACGAUCGUCCGGUCAGAUUAAGCGGUGGCACGCGGAUUGUUACAUCGUCGCGAUGGAGAGGCGACCAAACGGGGAGGGAGCCGGAGGUGUACGCACACAUACAGAGGAUAGUAGGGGGAUUUUUGUGGAGAUGGUGGUGGUUAUGAACCACGAACAGAAGACACAUCGAGCGAAAAGGGGGAAAAAGAAGGGCGGGGAUCUGCGAAGAAAGGCAGGUGCUAUAAAAGAGGCGCCGGUCCGGACGAUGGGCAUCAAACACCUCAACAUGAAGGUGUUCGCGAUUACGCUCCUCUUGGCGUUCGUAGCCACAGCCUACGCCGGUUACAUAAGUAGCGGCUGGUCAGGUGGAGGCGGUGGCUGGUCAGGUGGCGGAGGAGGUGGUUGGUGA
Osmia bicornis bicornis is the source of this 506-nucleotide messenger RNA. RefSeq lists its product as uncharacterized. The transcript has 4 exons. The record is from RefSeq and is a predicted model, not a curated record. The coding region runs from base 171 to 506 and encodes 111 amino acids. NCBI's taxonomy places the organism in Eukaryota, Metazoa, Arthropoda, Insecta, Hymenoptera, Megachilidae.